Molecule: messenger RNA, 1168 nt
Organism: Cryptococcus deneoformans JEC21
Lineage: Eukaryota; Fungi; Basidiomycota; Tremellomycetes; Tremellales; Cryptococcaceae
Exons: 3
Coding region: 48-1076 (342 amino acids)
Biological process (GO): retrograde vesicle-mediated transport, Golgi to endoplasmic reticulum
Source: RefSeq, a predicted model, not a curated record
AUACUGUAUACCCCUCCAUUUCUUGACUCUUUCUCUCUCCCCUCGGCAUGUCAGAACAACCACAGCAGUCAGAAGCAGCGCGGAGAGCAGCAGCGCGUAAGGCAAAAAUACUCGCAAGGGGAAACUCAGGCCUUAACAAGCUUGCACAAUCAGCCAGAGGCGAAGAGGCACAGAAGCUCUACCCCGAUAACCCCAAUCCCUCUUCACAUGCCUCCACCCCCAGUGCGGAGCAACAGCCCAAGCAACCUCAAUGGGCUCCCCCGCCUUCCUCGUCCACCCCGCCCUCCUCACAACCCCAGAUGUCGUCUGACCAAGCCGCGAUGGCUCGUCAACUUGAAGCCAUGAUGUCCAUGUUUGGAGCACCCGGCACUCAGUCAUCGGGCGGAGGAGCAGAAAUGCCUGAUAUGUCCAGGCUCCUUGCGCAGAUGAUGGGCGACCCUUCACUUGCUUCGGGUCCUAACGCGCAAGGUCAGGGGAUGAUCGGCGAUGUCGAUGAUCCUGCAGGACUGGGCGGUAUGGGUCCCGGAGGCAUACCUUCCAACCUGUCUGACUUAUUUGGUGGAGCUGGUGCUGGUGGCCCGUCAUUUCCGGGCUUUGGCGAUGCUGGAGUAGGCCAGAAGCAAGGCAAGGGGAAAAUAGAAAAGUACUUUCCCCUUGCCCAUUUCAUCUCUGUCGUACUGCUAGCCAUCUUUGCAGUGAUAUGGUGGGAGCCGGCUUUAAGAAUGACAGCAGCAUUUAGGACCGAAAAUGUCUGGGCGGACAGAUGGGCAGGGUGUGCUGGAAGGGUCAAGGGUUUGGGCGAGGUGGAGGUGCUGCCAAUCUUUUGGGCGUUUGUGACUGUGGAGCUUAUCCUCCAAACGUCUCGCCUGAUGAUUUUCAAAUCUCCUCCCGCGCCCCAUUCCCUUCUCCAGAAUUUCCUCCCGGUCCUUCCUCCCUCUAUCUCUCGCCCACUCCUCACUGGCUCGCGAUAUCUCAACCUCUUCUCGCAGACGUACAAGGACGGUUGUUUACUUGUAUUUGCGAUUGGCACGACCGUUGUGGUGGCGGAUUGGUUGAGAGGCUCCCUCGUUGUUUAGGUAAAGUAGAGUGCACUUUUGGACACGAAAUUGUCAACGCAUUAAGGGUCAAAUGGAUCAUGCAUGGCAAAUAAACAUCUUUACCAACUUAU